GGAACCACCAAGAAGGCAUCCACGCGGGGAGAUCUGGAAAGAAAUGGCUUAGUGGAAGUUGGCUGUCCCUGAUCGAGGAGAAGGAAAAGGAAAGUGGAAAUGUCUGCUUCCUGUUACAUGAAGGAGGCUUCAUGGAGUAGAUCAGAGGGUUCUCUGAUUGACAUGGACAAUGGAAAUCCUGCAAGGAAAGAUUGGACAGAUGAAAAGGAAAAUGAAUUUGAUUUGAAGUUCCGUUGGUCCGAAAAAUUUAAGCAAGGUGCUCCCAGUGGAUUCAAGACAAAUCCAUUUUGGAAUGAACUGUCAGCAUCAAACCCAUUUUUAGAUGACGUAGCUCAAUCAAGCAACAAAGAAAAAAGUGACAGGCGUAUAUCAAUUUUGAAAGAAGAUCCUUAUUUAUUUCAUAGAGAUUCAAAUACCAGGCAUUCCGCCGCUUCAUCUGGGGAUGAAUUAAAUAUUGAUUAUCUUUUUCAUCGCAAAGCAUCGAGGAGGUCUACAAAAUCUCGGAGUGUUUCAGAUCUUUUGGAUAUCGUAAACACCACGACUUUUGAACUUUCCAGCACAGCAACAUCCAACCACAUUCUACCUCCAGAUAAUGAAUCACUUCAGAAUGAUCGUGAAGCUUAUAAGACAGCGUGGCUGAAUCAAAGGCAGCUGGCCCGAUCUUGCUUGGAUUUGAAUGUGAUAAAUCAGAGUCUAGGAUGGGCACAAACUCAAUCUGUAGAAACCCACAUCGUGUGCAAAGUGAAUCAUGAGGGCGGUUCGGUGCAGCUUCCUGACUCGGAUAUUGCUGUUCACUUCCCUGAAGGUCAUGUACCAUUUGGUGAAUUCCAAGAGGUUGGAUUACAGGCUAUCCUUGACUCUCCGUCAUCACUUAACCAUGACUUUUCAACCACUGUGAGCCCUUUAAUUGAACUGACAUUAAGUAACCUCAAUACCACAGAAGCCAUUUUGCUAGAAAUGAAAAUUGCAGCUGAAAUAAAGAAGGAUCCUUUUAGUCAAGUUAUGACAGAAAUUGUUUGUCUGUGCAGUUCCAGUAAAGAAGGUCCAUUUGAAAAAAUACACAACUGUUACAUUUAUAAAGAUACCAUCCAAGUGAAGCUGACAGACCUGAGUCACUUGAUGUACGUUAUCGCUGUAGCCCAAGUGAAUGCAGUGAAUGCUCCUGCAAGCGCUUGGGAAUAUAUCCACAGAAAACUUUCAGUGGGAAUAUAUGGACCCAAACACAUCCAUCCAUCUUUUACUGUUGUUUUUGCUCUCUUUGGCCACAACUAUAUUCCAGAGAAGCUCACAGUAUGUGGUAUUAAAAAAGGUGGGAAGAGUAUGCCCCCAGUUGUUUUCCAACUAUGGGGGAAGCACAUAUUUGAACUGGAGAAGCCGCAAGACCUGAACAUUUUUGUGGCUUCCUGUGACCCUGAUUUUGAAGUGAAGGAAGUAGAUCAAAGGAAAGAAGUUAAAGAAGACACAUUGAAAGGCGGUGGCCAGGUGAUUCAAAAACACUUUCCAUUUUCCAUACUCAACACAAGAAAACUACAUCUUUUUGUCUUCCGUGUCCAAGUUAAAAUCCCAAACAACAACUUGGUGUGCCAGUUCUACAUUACAACUCCUGAACCGGCUCCAAAGCCGUUAAGAGGAAUGUUCAACCAGCCAAGCCAAUUGGGAAAACGCAAGGAGGUCAAAUCUGCACCGUUGUUAUCAGUACCAACCAUAAAAUACCCAACAUUUCAAGAUCAGGAUUUAAAUGUUAAGAGGUAUGGCAUAGCUUUGAAGACUGUGUUGCGUCAAAGUAAAAUUAACUAUUUGCUGGAGUAUUUUAAAGGGGACACAAUAGCGCUUCUUGGUGAAGAUAAGGUAAAAGCCAUUGGACAAGCUAAAAUAAAAGAAUGGUAUGUAGGAGUUCUUAGAAGAAAGGUGGGCCUUGUACACUGCAAGAAUAUCAAAGUGAUACCCAAGGACCAAGCCAUGGAUAUUGAGGAUAGCACAAUCACAACUGAUGGCCUUGCUGAACAAAUUGCAUUGCCUUUUAAAAAACUGACAUAUAUCUAUUCAGCAAUCUUAUCCACUGUAUCAGAGAGAAUGUAUGACUGGAAAGCUUUGGCUAAUGCCCUUCGAUUUUCAGACAUGUCCCUGGGUGAUUUCAGUGAAUUACAAGCUGAGAAAGAAUCGGAAAAAGUUGCUUAUGUUGUGAAGAAGCUAAAGGAAGUUUGCCAUGCGAACAGAAGUACGAGGCGUUUCCUUUAUGAGCUCUGCGUUGCUCUUCUGAAACUGAACUGCCAAGGAUUGGUAGCACGCAUUACCCAGGAUACAGUCAUUUUUACUUCAGCCGUGAAGCUUGGAAAAGGCUGGAGGGACCUGGCUGAAAAGUUAGCUCGACUCACAAAGCAACAGAUUGAAGCUUAUGAAGCUCCCCACCGAGGGAAAAAUGGAGAUGUUCCCCCAGAGAUGAUGUGGAAGCCAGCGUAUGAUUUUCUGUACACCUGGGGAGCUCACUAUGGAGACAGCUACAGGGAUAUGCUGCAAGACCUGCAAUCUGCAUUAGAUAAAAUGAAAAACCCUGUGACCAAACACUGGCGAGAACUCACAGGAGCUCUGAUUCUGGUUAACUGCAUGGAAAUUCUCCAGGCAAAUGCUUUCUCUAAAAUGGAUGAAGAAUAACAAUUGUCUUCUAAUUGGUAAAAGCACCCUAUACGUCUUCUCCCUAAAAUGCAAAGACAUGCAAUGGGGUCAUUUCUAUUAAAAACCACUGAGUGCCUUUUAUCAAAAUUAUGCCUCCUUUUGUAUAGUUUUUUUUAAA
This is a messenger RNA of Anolis sagrei ordinatus, 2791 nucleotides long. RefSeq names its product MET transcriptional regulator MACC1 (gene MACC1). Gene Ontology annotation, cellular component: cytoplasm. The record is from RefSeq and is a predicted model, not a curated record. Gene Ontology annotation, molecular function: protein binding. NCBI's taxonomy places the organism in Eukaryota, Metazoa, Chordata, Lepidosauria, Squamata, Anolidae.